AUGUCCAUAGGCCCAGAACGUGACACUAAAAUAAAUUAUUAUGCCAUUCUAAAAAUAGACCAAAAUGCGGAUGCGCAAAUCAUCAGAAAACAAUACCUGCGGCUAGCCCUACAAUACCAUCCGGAUAGAAACCCUGGCCAAGAGGAUAAAUAUGUACAGUUGUUCCAGCAGUUACAACUAGCACACGAGGUUUUAGGUGACCCAUCCAAAAAACGUGUUUAUGAUAGUUUGUACCAUGAAGUCUUACGAAAUACCCGGACAGAAGGUCGAAAAACAAAAACAACACCUAGGAAGUCCACAGGACGAGCAUCUAAUGCGUCAAACCAAAACUCGCAAUCUUAUAGUGGCCGUAGUGCCUACAGUGCAUACAAUUCUCCUAAAGGUCAACGUAAUAACAGCCCAGGGAACAAAAAUAAAGCUUACUCACAGAGCUGGUUCAAUUCACGGGGGAAAAACAACCGACCUACCUCGUCUUCCUCUUCUGGCUCUCCUAAUUCGCGUCGAACAGGAGACUCCAGAAAAAACAACACCUCUACGAAGUCACCAAAGCCCGCUUCUAGUUACUCUUAUGUUUACCAAAACCGGUCGCAGAAGUAUGAUCCUCAUUCGGGCAUUGGUAUUCGGACCACGAAAACGGAGCCUGCAGAGCAAACAAAAGAAAAUGCAAACCCAGCAGCCGGCUCGUUUGACCCCGCCGCAUCAAAAUCAUCUAAUGCCUUUGCAGAUGAUAAUUUAAAUGAAGACGAUGUCCCUCCUGCAGCCUCCAAUAAAGGCUUUGCUGCCAAUUCACCGGAACCAUCUUCGAAUCCUGCACCAGAUUCUUCAUUUAAUCCUUUUGAGAUUCCAAAACCGGAGAGCACAUUUCCUUCGUCGGGUAUUCCCCCAAACACCGACAAUCCUUUCGCCUUUCAACCGUCAGCUGCGAGCGGUACCUCUUCUUCUCGUACUCGUUUACGCCAAAAUAGAAGUCGACUAAAUACCCGAAAUCAAGCAUCAACGAAACCUGAAAGCUAUUUCCAAACGCCUCCGCGACCCACCAACUCAUUUCCUUCAGCUGAUGCUGAGAACGCCAAUUUCCAAAAAUUCUCCCAACAAGCGACUCCGGAGGAGCUGCGAAAUUCUCAACAAAAUCCCUUUUUCUUUUCCCCAAAUGCAUUUUCAAAGCAAGAGCCCAUACCGUCCCCGCCUAAAUCUUUUCAACGUCCAGCCGAAUCUAGAAGAAGACGACCUGGAAAUUCCAAGCAUCCAGGCAAAACUGAUCCAGAAGUCAUUUCCAACUUGGAUAACCUAUUUAAGAACAUCGAUCUCUCUGCAACACCUGGGAAGGUUAGCCUUCCUGAACUUCCGCAGCUCGAUGUGCCUUUACCUCCUGAUACCGUGCCUUCAAUGGAUGAUUUGCGAGAAAUUGGAAACUAUAUGACGGCCAUGUCAGUUUACCAAAUCAAAUGGUGCAAAUAUGCUAUGGAGAUGAACCAGUUUAUAGCUUCGUGGAACAUUGUGAAAAACAAAGUCAUCAAUUCUGGAACUGUAGACUGGUCUCUGUUUCCGGAUCUCGCAAAACACUGGUCACAGUACAAUGAGUUUUGCAUUGCUUUUUCCAAACAGGAAGUGCAACAUUUCAAUGCUUUAAAAACUUUACAGUGGAUUAGAAAAUCAGCGAUGGCUACCCAAACAUAA
Molecule: messenger RNA, 1677 nt
Organism: Schizosaccharomyces japonicus yFS275
Lineage: Eukaryota; Fungi; Ascomycota; Schizosaccharomycetes; Schizosaccharomycetales; Schizosaccharomycetaceae
Product: meiotically upregulated Mug184
Exons: 2
Coding region: 1-1677 (558 amino acids)
Source: RefSeq, a predicted model, not a curated record